Molecule: messenger RNA, 2371 nt
Organism: Phytophthora nicotianae INRA-310
Lineage: Eukaryota; Oomycota; Peronosporomycetes; Peronosporales; Peronosporaceae
Exons: 1
Coding region: 210-2258 (682 amino acids)
Biological process (GO): glucosylceramide catabolic process
Molecular function (GO): glucosylceramidase activity
Source: RefSeq, a predicted model, not a curated record
CAGAAAGCCGUUUAGCGGUAACAAGUGCUGUGCGUUAUGUGACACAUAUCUUCUAGCCGCUUCAAGCACAAGCCCCCAUACUCCAUCCAAAUCAAACGCAUCCCUCAACCGUCAGCAUCCUUCCUCAUCAGAGGCCUGCCGGUGCUUGGUGGCGCAUCAAGCUCACUUUUGAAUCGUCUGAGUAGCGCACAAGUUUCGACUUGCUAGCGAUGACGACUGAGCCCACAGUCUACGGCACCAGCUCCCUGGCGAGCGACGAGCGGCUGAGCGCGCGUGCGACGCGGAGGCGCACUAUUCUCAAGUGGAGCCUCAUGGGGCUCGCCAUCUGCGCCGUGAUCACCGUCCUUGCUGUCAUCGGAAUCAUUGCGCUGCCGGAAGACGCCGCCGUAGCGCCCGUAAAGACAACGAAGUCCACGCCGAACUCCAAGGCAGCGCCAGCUUUAGAUACGGAGGUGACGUGCGUCCAGAGCUCGUACGUGGCCAAUGUUACCAACAUGAUGGAACCUAUCACAGGCUUAAAGUGGACGCACGGCGCACAGCCCAACGCCAAGUCUUUCAUUGCCGUGGACGUGGAAACUAAGUAUCAGGAGAUCAUGGGCUUCGGAGGAGCCUUCACGGAGGCCGCAGCACUGCAGUUCAACAAACUGUCCAAGGAGAAGCAAGAGGAGGUGCUGACGCUCUACUUUGACAAGAACAAGGGCAGUGCGUACACUUUUGGACGCGUACCCAUGGGCUCGUCGGACUUCUCAGCCAGUUCGUACAGUUUUGACGAUGUAGUCAAUGACACGGAGCUCCAACACUUUGAUAAGGAUGUGAAGCACGACCAAGACGUGCUCAUUCCGUUCAUCAAGCGUGCGCUCAAGCGCCAGCCGGAUCUCAAGCUUUUCCUCGCGCCAUGGAGCCCUCCAGCCUGGAUGAAGCGCGCUGCAUUCAACUAUGAGCCUAGCAUGCUCAACUCGGCCAAGCCUAUAGGCCUUAAGGACGACGUUCGUGCGACGUGGGCGCUUUACUUCUCCAAGUUCAUCACAGCAUACAAGAACCACGGUAUCGACUUCUGGGGCCUCACGCCUCAGAAUGAACCGCAAGCAGAAGUUCCUUGGGAGUCGUGUAUGUACACGGCGGAGUAUCAGGCCGAGUUCAUUGGAAACUAUCUAGGCCCCAUGCUGGAACGUGACCACCCCGAGCUUACACUUAUGGUCUUCGACCACAACCGCGGUAGUGUCCGUCAAUGGGCAGAGGAGAUCUACAACCACCCGACUGCGGCCCAGUACGUUGACGGUAUGGCUUUCCACUGGUACGACGAUGAACGCUACAUGGACGGUGUGGAGUACCACGAGCGCUUGAACGACACGUACUUCAUUGAUCCGAACCGCUUCAUGUUGGCUACAGAGAGUUGCAACUGCCCCGAUGUGGGUCACGGUGACCUUGCUUGGUUCCGUGCACAACGUUAUGGUCAUGAUAUCAUGUCGGAUCUUAACAAUUACGUGGCUGGCUGGGUCGACUGGAACUUGAUUCUGGAUCACAAGGGAGGACCCAACCACUUGGCGAAUAACUGCGAUGCUCCUAUCAUUAUGACGGAGGAUGAGAAGGAUUUCUUCAUUCAGCCCAUGUACUACUUCAUCCAGCACUUCUCCAAGUACAUUCCCGUUGGCUCGCGUCGUGUUAAGACGCAGGUGGCUACUCGCUUCACUCAGCCUGGAGAUCCGCAAUUGUACGUUGACUAUCCAUCGAUGCUGGCCCGUUGUGAUGGCAGCUCGCGACAGAAGUGGCGCCCGACGGACGACGGGAAGCUGACGGUCACUGGCACAGGCUUCUGUAUUGAUCUGAAGGAGAUCCCGUGGCAGGGACACCAGGGUCUGUUGGUGGACUGCAGAUACACUCAGCAACAUUGGACGUAUGAGACCGACACUGGUCGUAUUCGCAUGGGCGACUACUGCAUCUCAUUGAACCACGGCUCUACUGAGGAUGGAGCGCGUAUCAGCACCGACUUGUGUGAGGAUGAGAUCAUGCCACACCAGCAGUGGAGAUUCGAUGCUGAAGACGGCACGAUGCGGUCGCUUGCGUCGACGACAGACCAGUGCGUGACUGCCGGCUAUGCGUUCGUGCAGGCUUCCGCGUUCGUGACUCCGGAAAACCACAAAGUGCUUGUGGUGAUGAACGAAAACACUGAGCCGGCCGACUUCGAACUGCAGGUUGGCGGUGUGGCGCUGGAGACGACGGUACCGCCUAGAGCCAUCCGGACGUUCACCUGGGAGUAAGAAAUACUUACUCGAUGAGUAUGCAUGUAAGGAAUGAGAAAAGGAAAGAGGGUGUAAACAUCAACACGACUGCCUCUUGCACAACUAAUGGAUAUUGUUGCUGUGACGACAUC